Messenger RNA from Punica granatum (pomegranate), 3303 nucleotides. The record is from RefSeq and is a predicted model, not a curated record. Lineage: Eukaryota; Viridiplantae; Streptophyta; Magnoliopsida; Myrtales; Lythraceae.
CACAUAAUUAGAAAGUACCGACUGACUGCCUCUGCACCAAUUCCUUUGUGUUUGCACGUUUCCUAAAAGAUUUUGCCUUUUCUCUGUCUUUGGACAAAGAAAGACGUUCUCUCUCUUUCUCUUCCUUCAUCAUCAAGCAUUUCUUGAUUGGUGAUAUGUGACUUGGAAUAGAGAGAGAGAGAGAGAGAGAUCGAACUCACAGAGCCGGGGAGAUCGACGCCCGACACGAUGAUGCUGCAGCGAGCUGCGAGCAAUGCGUAUUCCUGGUGGUGGGCCAGUCAUAUCAGGACCAAGCAAUCGAAAUGGCUCGAACAGAACCUUCAAGAUAUGGAGGAAAAGGUGGCGAACACGCUUAAGCUCAUCGAAGAAGAUGGAGACUCCUUUGCUAAGAGGGCAGAAAUGUAUUACAAGAAGAGGCCUGAGCUCAUAUACUUUGUAGAGGAGUCAUUCCGAGCUUACCGGGCCUUAGCAGAGCGGUAUGACCACAUCUCGACCGAGCUCCAGAACGCCAACAACACAAUUGCCUCAGUCUUCCCUGACCAGGUCCAGUUUGAGAUGGAUGACGACGACGACGACAUCCCCAGGAGGACCCCAGAGAACCUGAAGCCGAACAUCCCCAAGGUCCCAAAGGCCCCCAUCAAGGAUCUCAAGAGCAUCCUGUCUUCCGGUGUGAAGAAGCUGCGGUCCAAUAAGGCUGGGAAGAAAGCAAAUGCCCCAGCAGUUUCGAAAUCGGGCCUGACAAAGCCCGGGGCACUCGAGAAGAUUGACAAGCUCCAGAAGGACAUUCUCGCGCUGCAGACUGUGAAAGAAUUCGUGAAGUGUUCCUACGAGGACAGGCUUGCAAAAUAUUGGGAGAUCGAGAAGCAGAUUACUGAGCUGCAGGUGGAGGUCUCGACUCUACAAGAUGAGUUUGGGGAGGGAAUGGUCAUUGAGGACGAUGAGGCUCGUAGCCUAAUGGCCGCAGCGGCCCUAAAAUCGUGCCAGGAGACGUUGCAAGAUUUGAGGGAGAAGCAGAGGAGGUCGGCUGAGGAGGCAAAGAAGGAGCAAAAGAGGAUCAAGGAGGCUUGGCAGAAGUUCGAGUCUCUGAGGAAAGAGGUUGCUUCUGACCAGCAACCGGGUGAAGCAAAGCAGGAACACUCCCAGAAUGUUGACAUAUCAUUUGAGGAGUUAAACGAUAUGAAGGAGGGGGAGGAGCUGAAGGCAUUGGAGGAGAAGAUUAAGGAACGUUUCCAGGUGGGGCAGAAGGCAUCUCUGACAGUGACAGAGAUGGCUGAGAAGAUCGACGAGCUUGUGAAUAAAGUGAUCAGCCUGGAGACGGCGGUUUCAUCCCAGACCGCAUUUAUAGAAAGGCUAAGGACGGAGACAGAUGAUCUUCAGUCUCAGAUCCAGAUCCUCGAGGAUGACAAGGCGACUCUCAUCAAUGGUUCGGAUAGCGUGAAGACUAGAAUGAAGGAGAUGGAGGAGAAGUUAAGCGAUGUCCGGGAUCUAAAUGCCAGUGUCAAGGCCCAGAACCUCAAUCUCCAAACUCACUUCACUGAAGCUGAUUGCAACCUCGAGCAUCUUUCUGAGAAAGUGCAUUUUGUUAAACCUGAUGACGAGCAGGAGGUCGCCUCGCUGCCUAAGAAAACAGAACCACUGAAAAAACAUAAAUCUGGAAAUUCAGUUAAGGAACCUGCAGUUCUCAAGGAGCCGGGAGUCUCGGGUUCAACACACAAAAAAGAGUCUGCAGAGCAAAGAGAAGUGCCAAGUCCGAGUGCUGAUUCCACCGAAGUUGUUAAUGUUAACACACAAGUAAGCGAGCAUGUGGUUAAACCCGCUGCGCAUAUCGAGGAGACGAAUCCCUCUCCUCCCAAUUGGAAGGGCGGGCCCAAUGACUUUAGUGACAAUUCUACUGAGCCGCAACGACAGCACGAAGUCAAGGAACUGAGUCCAUCCCGGACAUCUAACAGUUCCUCCCAGUUGGCGGCACAAAAGCAGGAUAGAGAUCCCGAAGAACCGAAUUGGCAGGAAAUGUUUAUGAAAGGGAUGGAGAAUCGGGAGAAGACUCUGCUUGCAGAGUACACCGCGACUCUCCGAAACUUCAAGGAAAUCAAGAGGAAGCUCGUUGAGGUGGAGAAGAAGAAUCAAGAUGGGACCUCCGAUGACUCGGCCGUGCAGCUGAGGGAACUGAAGAGCGCCAAUGCCACCAAGGACGAAGAGAUUCGAGCGUUGUGCGAGAAGCUCAGCCUUCUGCAGACUGUGGUAGCUGAGGGCAAGGAUGCAAAGGAGAAAAAUGCCUCGAGCAGUCAGAGUGAAACCUUGGAAACUGCAGCGAUGAAGGGACAUAUUGAAAUGGUUCUUGUUGAUCAGUCUUGCCUGACUUCAGAGAUCGAAGAGAAACUGAGAAUGGACAUUGAUCAGCUGCUGGAGGAGAACUUGGACUUCUGGCUCCGUUUCAGUGCCGCGUUGCAUCAGAUACAGAAGUAUGAGACAGCGGUUGAGGAUCUGCGGAGUGAGCUAUCGAAGCUAGAGGAGAAACGAAAGGAGGAGGGGAGUCGCUCCAGGGCAUUCUCCAUUAAGUCCGAUAUAAAGCCGAUAUACAAGCAUCUGAGCGAAAUUCAGACUGAGCUCAACGUUUGGAUGGAUAAGUGUGUCCACUUAAAGGAUGAGCAACAGAAGCGGUUCUCCUCACUCUGCAACAUCCAGGAGGAGAUCACAAAGGCCCUGAAGACGAGCGCCGAGGAAGAGGACUUCAGGUUCACGAGCUACCAAGCUGCCAAGUUCCAAGGAGAGGUCCUCAACAUGAAGCAGGAAAACAACAAGGUCGCGCAGGAGCUCCAGGCCGGGUUGGACCACAUAGCAGUGCUCCAGCUUGAGGUCGACAAGACACUUGCGAGGCUAAAUGAGGAGUUCGGCUUUGCAGGGCCAAACCCUCAGAAUCCCCAGCUUCCCCACUCAGGGAGCCGGAAUAGAGUCCCCUUGAGGUCAUUCAUCUUCGGUGUCAAGCCCAAAAAACACAGGUCCUCGAUAUUCACCUGCAUGACCCCAGCAAUGCAUAGGAAGUACAACGGCUUUAGAGCAGCAUUCUGAGCGUAGAUUGUGCAACUACCUCACCUAUUUUUCUUUAGUCAUAACAUUUUCUUUCUCGAUUCUUUCCUCUCUUUUUUUUCCCUUUUGGAUAGAUCACCGUGUGACAUUCACAUCGCAGUCUGUUCUGGUCAGACGACGGCAAAGGGAUUUGUUCAUUGAUUGUCUAAAAGACAGCAAACAACAGAUUCAGAAAUGUACCAUUCUGGAUGUAUUUACACCUUCUUCCAGAGAAAA